AUGCCGCCCAUUCCGUCGCAGCCCCUCCCGCGGGUUAUCACCUACUACCAGACACAUCACACCCCCGACGGCAAGCCCAUAUCGAUCCUCCCGCUCCUUACCCAGCCCGGCAUCAGCGUCACACACGUCAUCCUCGCGGCGAUACACAUUAACGAUGAUUGCGACGACCUCACGCUGAACGACCACGCCCCCGACGACCCGCGGUUCCUUACGCUAUGGGCCGAGCUGCGCGUGUUGCAGGCCAGCGGCAUUAAGGUGCUGGGUAUGCUCGGCGGCGCUGCCCGGGGGUCGUACGAGAGGCUCGACGGCGAUGAAGCCAAAUUCGAGGAAUACUACGUGCCGCUGCGCGACAUGCUCCGCACGCACGGCCUGGACGGUAUCGAUCUGGACGUCGAGGAGGCCAUGAGCCUGGGCGGCGUCAUCCGCCUGAUCGACCGCAUACGGCAGGACUUUGGCAAGGACUUCGUCAUCACCCUGGCACCCGUCGCCGCGGCGCUGCUGAACCCGGACAGCAACCUGAGCGGCUUCGAUUACGAGGCGCUUGAGGUGAUGCGCGGGAGGGAGAUUGCCUGGUACAACGCCCAGUUCUACUGCGGCUGGGGCGACUGCAGCAGCCCGGUCAUGUACGAGAUGAUACUGGCAAAGGGCUGGUCGCCCGAGAAGGUCGUCAUGGGGCUGGUGACGAAUCCCGAGAACGGCGGCGGAUGGGUCGCGUGGGAGAUGCUCGGUGCUGUGCUCCUCACGCUCCGAGGUCGCUAUGCGCGGUUCGGAGGGGUUAUGGGCUGGGAGUACUUCAACAGCUUGCCCUCUGGACGAGAGAAGCCCUGGGAAUGGGCCAAGUGGAUGACCAAGAUGCUGCGCGCAGACCACACGCAUCACUCACCAGGGCCAGUGCAGGGGACGGCGCCCGUGGAUACCAGCAAUCCUGUCGCGAAGGAAGUCAAGAAGCAUCUGGUCGACGAGGUCGAUCCGGAUGGUCCGAACAGCAAAGACGCACCGCUUCCAGCAUCUUUCGACUACUACUCCGAUACCAACUGGGACGACGAUGAUUGA
Molecule: messenger RNA, 1053 nt
Organism: Colletotrichum higginsianum IMI 349063
Lineage: Eukaryota; Fungi; Ascomycota; Sordariomycetes; Glomerellales; Glomerellaceae
Product: Chitinase
Exons: 1
Coding region: 1-1053 (350 amino acids)
Biological process (GO): carbohydrate metabolic process
Cellular component (GO): extracellular region
Molecular function (GO): chitinase activity
Source: RefSeq, a predicted model, not a curated record